AUGGACCCUCGUCUUCUACUCCUCACCUUGCUUGCUCUCCUUGGUUCUUGCGCUUGCGCUUCCAUUCAUGGUGAUGCCUUGGCAUUAGCUUCUCUAAGAGAAGGCUUCCUUUCUUCCACCUCACAACUAGUGAGCUGGAACACUUCCAAUCUGCUCUCUGUCUGCUCCUGGUUCGGAGUUCGGUGCGAGCAUGAUCGCGUCGUCGGGAUCGACAUCUCUAACCUGAACAUAUCCGGCUCUGUUGCAAUGGACAUCUCUGGCCUUGACUCCCUCGUCAACCUCUCCCUUGCCGGGAACCAGCUUCACGGUGAGAUCAGAGUGUCGAACUUGCCGAGCCUUCGAUACCUCAACAUCUCUUCCAAUCAGUUCCACGGCGGGCUGGAUUGGAACUACUCGAGCCUGCCGAGCUUGCAGGUGUUCGACGCCUACGACAACAACUUCACAGCCUCGUUGCCGCUCGGCGUCCCAGACCUGAGGAGCAUCAGGUACUUGGACCUCGGUGGCAACUACUUCAAUGGCAGCAUCCCGGCGUGCUACGGGAGCUUAGCUGGUUUGAAGUACCUCUCGCUAGAUGGCAAUGAUCUCAGAGGUCGAAUUCCCAGCGAACUGGGCAAUCUCACGAGCCUCCGGCGGCUCUAUUUGGGCUACUACAACGUGUUCGACGGCGGCAUCCCAGUCGAGCUCGGCAAGUUGAUCCAUCUCGCCCAUCUCGACCUGUCGAGCUGCGGCCUCGGCGGACGAAUCCCCCACCAGAUCGGUUAUCUGAUCAACCUCGACACCCUCUUCCUCCACACCAAUCGGUUGUCUGGCCCGGUGCCGCCGUCGCUCGGCAACCUCACGAGGCUGGUCUUCCUCGACCUGUCGAACAACGAGCUCACAGGAGAACUCCCGCAGCAGCUCGCCGCGCUCACGGAGCUCAGCCUGUUGAACCUCUUCAUGAACCGGCUGCAUGGGCCGCUGCCGGCGUUCCUCGCCGUGCUGCCGAAUCUGGACACUCUGCAGCUCUUCGUGAAUAACUUCACCGGCGGCGUACCGGAGAAACUCGGCGGCAGCGGCCACAUCCGCGUGCUUGACCUUUCGUCGAACGAGCUUACCGGUACGAUUCCCGCAAACCUGUGUCCAUCGAACGGGCUCCAAGUUCUCAUCCUCUUCAGGAACUUCUUCUUCGGUCCCAUCCCUGAGAGCUUGGGCAUGUGCUUGAGCCUAACGAGAGUGAGGCUUGGUCAGAACUCUCUCAAUGGAAGCAUUCCUUCAGGAUUCCUGUACUUGCCGCAGAUCAACCUAUUAGAGCUCCAAGACAACCACCUCUCCGGCCCGAUGCCGGAAAAUUCCAACACUAGCCGGAGACCAACCCAACUGGUCCACCUAAACCUCUCAAACAAUUCGCUCACCGGUCUUCUUCCUUCCUCGAUCCGCAGUCUAUCUUCGAUCCAAACCUUCCUUCUCGGCCGCAACCAGUUGACCGGUCUGAUCCCCAGGGCCAUCGGCUCCCUGAGUCACGCAAUUAAGCUCGACCUUAGCUGCAAUGGCUUAUUGGGCUCGAUCCCACCCGAGAUCGGAAACUGCACCCGGCUCACCUACCUCGACCUCAGCCAGAACAACCUCUCCGGCCCCAUUCCGCCGGAGAUCGCCGGAAUCGGGGUGCUAAACUAUCUGAAUCUUUCGCGCAACCAACUGAACGGGUCGAUACCGAGGUCGGUCGCGGCGGCGAUGAGGAGCCUCACGGCGGCCGAUUUCUCCUUUAACGAUCUCUCCGGCUGGCUGCCGGACUCCGGGGAGUUAGCCUACUUGAACGCCACCUCCUUUUCCGGCAACCCCAAGCUCUGCGGACCGGGUUCGAACAACUCGUGCGACUACGUGGCGGGGGCACCCCGGUCCGGACGCUCCCACGGGGACUUCGAGCUGGCCCUUGCGCUGGCGCUUGUCCUCAGCUGCUUCGCGCUUGCGCUGGCGGCGGCGGGGCGGGCCAGGUUGCAACGUGGCGGGUCCGACGGGGCCACGUGGCGGCUCGCCGCCUUCCACCAGGUGGAUUUCGGCGUGUCGGAUGUGCUGGAGUGCAUGAAGGAGGGUAACGUGGUCGGGCGCGGCGGCGCGGGGGUGCUGUACCGCGGCCGGACCCGUGCCAACGGCGAUAUUGCAGUGAAGCGGCUGGUGAGGCUGGGAUCGAACGGGCACGACCGCCGCUUGGACGCCGAGAUCCAGACGCUCGGCAGCAUCCGGCACCGGAACAUCGUCCCCCUGCUCGCCGUCUGCUACAUAUCGGGGAAGACCAACGCGUUGGUGUACGGGUACAUGAGCAACGGCAGCCUGGGGGAGCUGCUGCACGGCGGAGGGGGCGAGCGGUUCGGCUGGAGAAGACGGUACAGGAUAGUGGCGGCGGCCAGGGGUUUGUGUCACCUCCACCAUGACCGCAGUCCCAUGACCGUGCACCGCGACGUCAAGUCGAAGAACAUCCUGCUUGACGCUGCGAAUAUCGAGGGACACGUGGCGGACUUGGGGCGGGCCAAGUUCUUGCUCCACGGCGGUGGCUCCGAGUGCAUGUCCGCCACCGCUGGCUCGCACGGCUACAUCGCUCCAGAGUAUGCGUGCGCUCUCAAGGUGGAUGAGAAAAGUGAUGUCUACAGCUUCGGGGUGGUGCUGCUGGAGCUCAUCUCCGGGCGGCUGCCGGUCGGAGGAUUCGGGGACGGCGUCGACAUCGUUCAGUGGGUAAAGAGGGCCACUAGUUGCAGCGGGGACAAUGUUGGACACAUCGUGGACCUAAGAAUUUGCAGAAUGCCGACAAUGGGGGAGGUGAUGCAUGUCUUCUCUGUUGCCAUGCUGUGUGUCCAAGAGAACGGUGUCGAGAGACCAACGAUGAGGGAGGUAGUGCAGAUGCUCUCUGAAGGAGAGCAGAGGACCAACCUCUAUUCUCCUCUAUCAUCAUCCUCCUCUUGUAGGAGAGCAGGGCAGCGGCGAUAG
Musa acuminata AAA Group (dessert banana) is the source of this 2958-nucleotide messenger RNA. RefSeq names its product leucine-rich repeat receptor-like serine/threonine-protein kinase BAM1. The transcript has 2 exons. Gene Ontology annotation, molecular function: ATP binding; protein binding; protein kinase activity. Gene Ontology annotation, biological process: protein phosphorylation. The record is from RefSeq and is a predicted model, not a curated record. Lineage: Eukaryota; Viridiplantae; Streptophyta; Magnoliopsida; Zingiberales; Musaceae. Bases 1 to 2958 code for a protein of 985 amino acids.